Molecule: messenger RNA, 995 nt
Organism: Dreissena polymorpha
Lineage: Eukaryota; Metazoa; Mollusca; Bivalvia; Myida; Dreissenidae
Exons: 4
Coding region: 54-767 (237 amino acids)
Molecular function (GO): protein binding
Source: RefSeq, a predicted model, not a curated record
CUGUCAUUAAUGACUAGAAGGCAUAUCUACAACGACAUUUAACGCUGCUUAACAUGUACACUUACAUGCAAAUAUAUAAUUUAAUAAUUGUAUACCUUGCGCUGUCGGUUGGAAAUAUGAUAAGUUUCAUCAAUUGUCAGAAAUCAAUUGCGCUGAAUACAGAGCAUGAUAUUUUAAUGCAUCUUGUGGACAAGAUGCAGGCGAUGCAUGAAAAGAUUGGGCGUUUGGAAGCAAAUGAGAAGAAGCUGAGGGAGUCAAUCAGCGUUCUGAUCGGGACAAAUGCACAGUUUAGAGUUAAGAUCGAGGAUCUCACGAAAAGACUUGCGAUUGCCGAGUCAAAUAUCGCCCAGAAUAGUAACUUGGUAAAAGAGUCCGCACAAAAUGGAGGUCACAGAAUUAAAUCAGAGACGGGAGGCAAGGAAGUUACGACCCCAAGCGAAAUGGACAAGGGCCAUUGUCACAAACAAACCAGCAAGAGGCAAAAUCCCACGGGAGCUAUCGCGUUCACAGCAUAUCUCGAUCACGUUCUUCAACUUCGUAUGGAACAAGCUGUGCCAUUCAACAGGCUUCUCUUGAAUGAAGGCCAUGCGUACAAUAAUUCGACAGGCAUUUUCCGGGCACCAGUUUCGGGCAUCUAUUUGUUCUCAUGGGCCGUCACGGCUAGAAAGCUGUCCGGAAAGCAUGCCUAUGACGUGUGGGUGAAACUUGUUGUCAAUGGAAACCAUCAGCUCGGGGCCGUCGCAGAAACCCAAAGCGACUCGGGAUGAUAAUCAAGGAAGUAACGUUGCCAUCCUUCGAUUGAACGCUGGGGAUGACGUAUGGACCUCCCACUAUAGCUCCUCUUCAGAUAUCUACGGUGACGACUCGGAAAGGACCACGUCGUUUUCCGGAUUUAUGCUUUAUGAAGUGGAAGCACCAACCAUAGUUGGUUAACGCUGUUCUUAGUUAUAGAAUUUCCGAUAUCGUAAUAACGGUAUUAAACAUUUUCAAAAAUU